CUGAUGCACCGACUCAAAGGAAUCAACGGCAGAUGAUCAAUGCGACUGCGGCUUGUUCAUGAGUGCUCCGAAGCCUUAAAACCUGUUUCCGCUCCGGCCCAAGUCUUUGCUCCUGAAACGUGCCUGCCGCCGCGAGGCGACCAAUCUGCUCCUCGAGGCUAAAGCUAGACAUGGGACGGAAGUCUGGAGGCUUGUACAUAAAUCCGAAGAAGUUUGGAACUGCCGGGAAGCCUUGCAUGAAGGAGAUGCUAUCAUUCCUUGGCUGCUUGUCUCUGAACAAAAACAACGAUGAUAAAUGUGUACGACAGAAGGAUAUGUUGCUUACUUGUGUGGACGCUCAGAAAAAGAAACCCAAAAAUGCCACGAGCACUAUUAAUUAUCAUCUGCAGCGCCUUAGCAGAGAAAAGUUCGGGUAAUUAGCAAGUUGUAAGGUUGCCAGAUCAUCGGUGUUUAUGUAGUUUUCUUGAACCAUUAUGGAACCAAAAGUUAAUUAAAUGCCUGUUUUGGA
Messenger RNA from Musa acuminata AAA Group (dessert banana), 508 nucleotides. RefSeq lists its product as uncharacterized. The record is from RefSeq and is a predicted model, not a curated record. Gene Ontology annotation, biological process: mitochondrial translation. Gene Ontology annotation, molecular function: structural constituent of ribosome. The transcript is spliced from 3 exons. Lineage: Eukaryota; Viridiplantae; Streptophyta; Magnoliopsida; Zingiberales; Musaceae. Bases 171 to 416 code for a protein of 81 amino acids.